GUUUCAACUCUUUUUCACUCCAGCGUUUUGCUGAAAUCAACUCGAAUGCCAGCUGAUGGGUAUAAUGGGCACAGGGGUUGAUGUUCUGCACCUACCACGGAUCGCUUCUCUCAUCCAGCGGCGCGGUGCAGACCGCCUCGCGUCGCGUAUACUCAGUGACCACGAGUUGAGCAUAUGGAAUACCAUGCCGGAGGCCGACAAUUCACGACGCACUCGCUUUCUCGCAGUUCGGUGGAGUGUGAAGGAGGCCGCAUAUAAAGCUCUAUAUCCUCUCGCUCAUCCGACGUGGAAAGAAUUCACCUUUCAUGGCUUGCAAGAGGGAGAGUGUCGAAAACCUUUUCUGGAAUACAACCCGGUGAAACAGAAUGCUACCGUUGGGAGGAUUCAUACUUCAGUUAGUCAUGACGGGGAAUAUGUUUUCGCCACUGUGACUAUGGAAGAGGCAACGAAUCCAUGA
Laetiporus sulphureus 93-53 is the source of this 457-nucleotide messenger RNA. RefSeq names its product 4'-phosphopantetheinyl transferase. Lineage: Eukaryota; Fungi; Basidiomycota; Agaricomycetes; Polyporales; Laetiporaceae. Gene Ontology annotation, biological process: fatty acid biosynthetic process. Gene Ontology annotation, molecular function: magnesium ion binding; holo-[acyl-carrier-protein] synthase activity. The record is from RefSeq and is a predicted model, not a curated record. The coding region runs from base 56 to 457 and encodes 133 amino acids. The transcript has 2 exons.